AUGUCAGUUGUAAGAGGAGUAUUGGCACUUUUGCUGACAGUUGCGCUCGUAUUGUGUUUCACCACACAAUCAGCCUUCGCUGCUAAACAACAAAGAUACAAACAAGAAUUGCAAGUUUUGGCAGAUCAACUCAUGAUGACAUCAAUGGAUCAUCCAUCAUUUGACAACCAUUGUGAAAUGGUAUUGGCUGACAUGGAAUCCUUCAACUUUGACAUUGAAGCUGAUGAAGUCUUGUUGGAAUAUGUCUCUACUUUGAGUGAUGCUGAAGCUAGAGCCCUCUCCAAGAGCAUGUUUAGAUUUAGAAGAGUUUUCAGAAGAGUUGGAGGUUUUAUUAGAAAGGCCGCCAGAGUUGUUGGAAAGGUUGCUAAAGUUGCCAUUCCAAUUGCUGCUACUGUCUUUACUGGUGGUGCUGGUGGUGCAUUGCUCGGUUCAAUGGGAAGUUUUGGAGCUGGUUUGGCUAAGGGAGCUGCUCUCCUUUCUAAAGCUGGAUCAAUUGUUGGAAAGGGACAAGCUAUUCUUGGUGGAUUGAAUAAGAUUACAGGUGGUAAAUCAAAGCUCUUGAAUAAGGGUCUUGGAUUCUUGAAUAAGGUUUCAGGAGUUGUUGGCAAGGGUCAAAUGUUCUUAGGUAGAGGUACUGAUAUCCUUUCUGGUUUGAAGGGUUUAUCUGCCACUAAUUUGAAGGGAUUGGCUUCAUCAUUCAAGCCAUCUGAAUUGUUCAAGGGUGCUAACAUCUUCCAAAAGGGUCAAAACUUCCUUGGAAAGGCCUCUCAAUUGGUUGGUAAGGGACAAGAAGUUUUCCAAAAUUUGAACUUGAUUACCAAUGGAAAGAGCAAGUUUGUUAAUAAGGGUUUGGGCUUUUUGAAUAAGGCUCAAACUUUCACUGGUGUUGGAACUGAUGCUUUGAAUGGUAUUAAGGGAGGUGUUGAUUCAUUGAAGAAUUUGAAGAAUUUGAGAGGUGCCGAUUUUAAGAAAUUGUUAACUCUUGAUGGUCUCCAAAAUGGAAUUGGUAAAGUUCAAGAAACUUUGGGUAAGGGACAAGAUUUCCUUGGUAGAGUUAAUGACUUGACUGGAGGUAAGAGUAAGGGUUUGAACAAGCUCAUUCAAACUUUGGGUAAGGGACAAGCCAUUAUUGGCCGUGGAAACGACAUUGUUUCAGGUGUCAAUGGUGUCAAGAAUAAUAUUCAAAAUAUGGAUCCAAACUUGUUCAAGAAUUUAUUCUUGAAGAAUGAAAAUGGAAAGGUUGCUGUCAAUCCAGAAGGUGCUAAGCAUUUCUUGGGUAAAAUGCAAGGAAUUUUAGGUACUGGUUCUGGUAUUUUGGAAAACCUCAACAAGGUUACUGGUGGUAAAGCUGAAUUCAUCAAUAAGGCCAUGGAAGUCAUCCAAAAGGGUCAAGAUUUAACCUCAAAGGGACAACAAGGUGUUGAAAAGGUUGAACAAUUCUUGAACACUGAAAAUCCACUUGAAAAGGCCACCCAAGUUUGGGAUGCUGUUCAACAAAUUGCUGGUGCCAUGAAUAAUGGUCAACAACCAACUGAUGCUGCUGUUGAACAACCACAACCAGAUCAACAACCAACUGAAACAACUCCAGAAAUUGAUCCUGCAACUGCUUCCGGAUAA
Messenger RNA from Naegleria gruberi, 1617 nucleotides. RefSeq lists its product as uncharacterized. The transcript has a single exon. The coding region runs from base 1 to 1617 and encodes 538 amino acids. Lineage: Eukaryota; Heterolobosea; Eutetramitea; Acrasida; Naegleriidae. The record is from RefSeq and is a predicted model, not a curated record.